UGCAACUCCAAAAAUUUCAUAAGUUCCUCUUCCUUCAAGCAGAAUCAUUUCCAGACAGAUACAAGAAAUGGCAUCUUUCAACAGCUUCCAGAAAAUGCUAAUGCUGGCAUUUAACUGGAUUCUGUACAGUGCUGGUGCAGCAGAUAAAUGCCAAGUCACUGUAAGACAACCCAGAUAUCAGAAAGCUGAAUAUUCCACCCAAACAGUGUCCCUACCGUGUGAUUUCUCUGCCCCUCAAUGCUCCCUGUCCAAGCUUCAAGUUCUAUGGUUUCGUUUUUUCACUAACAAGCACGAGGAUUUGUGCACUCCUAGAUGCACAAAUGAUCAGAAGUUCAAAGUAAAAAUAUCAGAAAAUAGCACUUCACUUCAGAUCAAUGAUCUGACUGUAAAUGACAGUGCUGUUUAUUUUUGUGGAAUAGCAUUUUCAGAUUCAAGUUCACUCCAUUCUAAGCAAACAGGAGGUGGAACCAUUCUAACAAAAAGAGAGAGGCACAGCACUGAAGAAUUUAACUGCAUGAUUGUCAUCUCAACCUUACUGCUUCUAUACUGCACUGCUGUAUUCACAAUCCUUAUAGUCUACAAGUUAAAACCAAAGCUGCUAAGUAAAAGUGGAAAUGAAGACCAGAGGACAGAGAACUGCAAAAUCACUAGCGGACGAAAAAUUUUUCGAGCAAUUGCCCAAGAACUUCAAAAGCAGAGGUACGCUGAGCACUCCCGACAGCCUGAUCAUCUGGACGAUGACACUGUGUACCAGAACAGAUGAGUAUGUGCUGCAUUUCCAAUUUGUUGGACAUUUUUAGUGUAACCAAAGAAGCAGAUGAAGAAGUUAAGCUUCUUCACAGACUUACUGUGCUUUAAAAAGAAAGGAGAAAACCUUACAGGACAGUGUUCUUCAUAGCGUUUUCUAAAGAGACAAUGUUCAAUGCACUUGAUUUUGAUGACCUAUGUUACACAUUAUUUCCCAUUCAGCAUGAAUUUACAUGUAUUUCUUGUAUGCAAAUUAAAACAGUUGUGUAAGAUGUACAUUAAUCAACACCAUUAGAAAAUAAACUUGGUGAAAUUCUGUUUUCAGUCA
Anas platyrhynchos (mallard) is the source of this 1075-nucleotide messenger RNA. It is a transcript of the gene IGSF6, whose product is annotated as immunoglobulin superfamily member 6. The record is from RefSeq and is a predicted model, not a curated record. Lineage: Eukaryota; Metazoa; Chordata; Aves; Anseriformes; Anatidae.